Molecule: messenger RNA, 3275 nt
Organism: Tupaia belangeri chinensis (Chinese tree shrew)
Lineage: Eukaryota; Metazoa; Chordata; Mammalia; Scandentia; Tupaiidae
Gene: FUT8
Product: fucosyltransferase 8
Exons: 15
Coding region: 849-2576 (575 amino acids)
Biological process (GO): protein N-linked glycosylation
Cellular component (GO): Golgi cisterna membrane
Molecular function (GO): glycoprotein 6-alpha-L-fucosyltransferase activity; protein binding
Source: RefSeq, a predicted model, not a curated record
GGGGCGGCGGCGGCGGGGGGCUGUGGCUGGGGCGGAGGAGGCGACGGGGACGGCGGAGACCGCCUCUGCUCCCGCCUCGGGUUGCUGCUUUUGCCAACGGGGCAUAUCCAUGACCCUGAUAGUGUUUUCAUUCAAGAUAAAGUGGAUUAUUGACUUCACUGAUAAACUGAACAGAUUCAGCACUGGGGCUCCUUGGGCAUCAGCACCAGUGAAUCAUCACCUCCCUGUUCUGGUUUGGAUGUCAUAGUGCUGAGAGAGGGUGAACAAAUGGGAGCUAAUAAUUUUAGUGACCCAGAUUCAUGCAAUAAGACCUUCCUUUGGAAAAACAUGGUUCUGUCAGCUUCUUAUGUUCUAGGGGAAGGAAGGGUGUCAAAAUAUGCGAAACAAAAACUAUUAGGACUGAUGAAGAAAUAGAUGAACCCAUUAUUAUAGUUGGAGACUUCAGCAUCUUUCUAUCAGAAAUGGGUAGAUCCAGCAGGCAGAAAAUCAGCGAAGACAGAUGUAUCAUUGCCUUAUUCUUUUGAGUGAUCUUCAAGAGGAACAGAAGCAGAUGAGAAAAUGAGGAAGAGACUUGGAUUUGGAUUGAUAAAGGAAGAGAACAUUCUAACAAGAUCUAGAAGUAUGUAGAGCCCAUGAAGCACAGGACAAUAAAGUUCCCUACUCACCUCACCUGGAGGAUCUCUUUCAAAGUUUCACCACAGGAUUUAUGAGAGAGACUAAUUUGUCUGAAGCAAUAUGUGUUAAAACAACAGAAGUCUAUUCACCUGUGCACUAACUAGAAACGCAGUUACAAUGUUUUCAAUUCUUUGAGCUCCCGAAAGCCAGAGGAGUGAGUUGAAAAUCUGAAAAUGCGGCCAUGGACUGGUUCCUGGCGUUGGAUUAUGCUCAUUCUUUUUGCCUGGGGGACCUUGCUGUUCUAUAUAGGUGGUCACUUGGUACGAGAUAAUGACCACCCUGAUCACUCUAGCCGAGAACUGUCCAAGAUUCUGGCAAAGCUUGAACGCCUAAAACAGCAAAAUGAAGACUUGAGGCGAAUGGCUGAAUCUCUCCGGAUACCAGAAGGCCCUGUUGAUCAGGGGCCAGCUACAGGAAGGGUACGUGUUUUAGAAGAGCAGCUUGUUAAGGCCAAAGAACAGAUUGAAAAUUACAAGAAACAAACUAGAAAUGGUCUUGGGAAGGAUCAUGAAAUUCUAAGGAGGAGAAUUGAAAAUGGAGCUAAAGAGCUCUGGUUUUUUCUACAGAGUGAAUUAAAGAAAUUAAAGAAUUUAGAAGGAAAUGAACUCCAAAGACAUGCAGAUGAAUUCCUCUCAGAUUUAGGACAUCAUGAAAGGUCUAUAAUGACGGAUCUAUACUACCUCAGUCAAACAGAUGGAGCAGGUGAUUGGCGGGAAAAAGAGGCCAAAGAUCUGACAGAGCUGGUCCAGCGCAGAAUAACGUAUCUUCAGAAUCCCAAGGACUGCAGCAAAGCUAAGAAGUUGGUGUGUAAUAUUAACAAAGGCUGUGGCUAUGGCUGUCAACUCCAUCAUGUGGUCUACUGCUUUAUGAUUGCAUAUGGCACCCAGCGAACACUCAUCUUGGAAUCUCAGAAUUGGCGCUAUGCAACUGGUGGGUGGGAGACUGUGUUUAGACCUGUAAGUGAGACAUGUACAGACAGAUCUGGCAUCUCCACUGGACACUGGUCAGGUGAAGUGAAGGAUAAAAAUGUUCAAGUGGUCGAGCUCCCCAUCGUAGACAGUCUUCAUCCCCGUCCUCCAUAUUUACCCCUGGCUGUACCAGAAGAUCUUGCUGAUCGGCUCGUACGAGUCCAUGGUGAUCCUGCAGUAUGGUGGGUGUCACAGUUUGUCAAAUACUUGAUCCGCCCACAACCUUGGCUAGAAAAGGAAAUAGAAGAAGCAACCAAGAAGCUUGGCUUCAAACAUCCAGUUAUUGGAGUCCAUGUCAGACGCACAGACAAAGUGGGAACCGAAGCAGCCUUUCAUCCUAUUGAGGAGUACAUGGUGCACGUGGAAGAACAUUUCCAGCUUCUCGCACGUAGAAUGCAAGUGGACAAAAAAAGAGUAUAUUUGGCCACAGAUGACCCUUCUUUAUUAAAGGAGGCAAAAACAAAGUACCCCAAUUAUGAAUUUAUUAGUGAUAACUCCAUCUCUUGGUCAGCUGGACUGCACAAUCGAUACACAGAAAAUUCACUUCGGGGCGUGAUCCUGGAUAUACACUUUCUUUCCCAGGCAGACUUCCUAGUGUGUACUUUCUCAUCCCAGGUCUGUCGAGUUGCUUAUGAAAUCAUGCAAACACUGCAUCCUGAUGCCUCUGCAAACUUCCAUUCUUUAGAUGACAUCUACUAUUUUGGAGGCCAGAAUGCCCACAACCAGAUUGCUAUUUAUCCUCACCAACCUCGAACUGCAGAUGAAAUCCCCAUGGAACCAGGAGAUAUCAUUGGUGUAGCUGGAAAUCACUGGGAUGGCUAUUCUAAAGGUGUCAACAGGAAACUGGGAAGGACGGGCCUGUAUCCCUCCUACAAAGUCCGAGAGAAGAUAGAAACGGUUAAGUACCCCACAUAUCCUGAAGCUGAAAAAUAAAGCUCAGAUGGAAGAGGUGGACAACCAAACUCAAUUCAAACCAUUUGAGCUAAACAGUAGAUGACGAAGGCCCGAACCUAACAACAUAUGGUGAAAUGAGUAGCCACCCUCGGCACCAGGAGCAGCUGGAACUGACAGACAGAUCCUUCACUGGUGGAAUUCCUCUUUAACAAGGGCUACAAUGCCCUCCAGCCCAUUCACAGUACAAUAAUGUACUCACAUAUAACAUGCAAACAGGUUGUUUUCUACUUUGCCCCUCCUUUCAAUAUUAUGUCCCCAUGAAACAAACACUGCCACAUUGUGUAAUUUAAGUGACACAGACAUUUUGUGUGAGACUUCAAACAUGGUGCCUAUACCUGAAAGACCUAUGUGACCUAUUAAGAAGAUGUGAACAGCUCCCUACUGUGAGGAAGUUGAUUCUUAUCCACUGGUGGUGUUGUGACCACUGAAUUCACUCCAAUCAACAGGUUCAGAAUGAGAAUGGAUGCUUUUUCCUUUAUAAGGUUGUUUGGAUUUUUUUUUUUUAAGUAAUUGCAUCAGUUCAUUCACCUCAUCAUUAAUAAGUGAAGGAUACAUCAAAAAAUAAAAUAUUCACUCUCCAUUAGGAACUUUUGUAAAACAAUGUCUUGAACAAAUUCUUUAGUACUCAAUGUUUCUGGACAUUCUCUUUGAUAACAAAAAUAAAUUUUAAAAAGUAGA